Lasiosphaeria miniovina is the source of this 738-nucleotide messenger RNA. RefSeq lists its product as uncharacterized. The transcript has a single exon. Bases 279 to 692 code for a protein of 137 amino acids. The record is from RefSeq and is a predicted model, not a curated record. NCBI's taxonomy places the organism in Eukaryota, Fungi, Ascomycota, Sordariomycetes, Sordariales, Lasiosphaeriaceae.
CAACUUCCUUGCCCCAUGUCCUGGACCAGACCCCGCCGUAAUGCUGACUGCUACAACUCGCAGGAGAAUAUCCUCGCAUUUGAAUCGUAUUAGGGCUUUCAGGAAGAGGCUCGCAAGAAGCACCCCCCUUACUCCAUUUUUGAACGCUCAGACUCUGAAUCUGCCCCCGACGCGGCACUGGCAGCGAGUUCGAGCCACUCCCGCCAGGGAACGGGGGAACAGGAGUAAUGUGCCCGCAGCAGGACGAGCAUCCGAGGAUAUCACGCGGAUCCUGAACCAUGCUGGGGAUUGUUUUCAUAAUAAAUUUUUUUUUUUCGAUUUUGUAUUUUCAAUUUUUUUUCUUCGCUUUUCCCAAAUUAACAACGCACUCGCGCGUUGGUAGAUGGAAUUGGUGCGCCCUAAUUGGCCAGCUCUUCGGGUUCCCGGGUGCCGUCUGUGUCCCGCCUGGGUUCAGUGUGGAAACCGAAGCCGGCCCGGCCGGGACGUCUAAUGAUAAAGCUGUUGUUUCGUCUGGACGCAGUGUUAAGGUUGUGUUGGCGGUCUGUAACACGGCCGAGUGCUUAGACAUCAGACGAAGACGAUUUUUCGGCCUAUUUGUACUUGUUCGGCUGCCCUCAUGGCUUGGUACGUCCUGGUUCUGCUCUUGGCGGCACGUGAUCUCUGACCAAUCAACUGCCUCGCCACCUUCCUAGUCCAACACCCUUGGCUGAUAAUCAAGUGACCGACCUAGGCCACUCA